AUGUUGGACUUGGAAGAACUCUCCAAAUACAACUACCAAUAUUACAUAGAGUGGCUGCAGAAGAAGAUUCCUGAGAUGGAGAAAAGUCCAAAUGCACCAAAUGAAGAAACACUGAAGCACUACAGGAGACAAGUGGACUUCCUAAGAAGUGUCCUGGAGACUGAGAAAUGUCCUGAAGCACUGGAGUCUGUUGCGGCUUCACAGCUCAUACCCCAUGGCACAGCCACCACCAGCCAGCACACCCUCACACAGCAGAUCCACCAGCGCACAAAGACCACCACCACCAACAGGCUGCGGCAAGAUCUCCUCAACCUUGACCCCAACAGCGAGAAUGAGGCAAGGUUCCGCAAGCCAGGCGCAGCAGCAGACAUCACAGCAGACGACUUCCAGGCCCAGCUGUUGUCUGAUGAGCAGAAGAGAGAGAAGAUGGUGGAGGACAUGAUCACAAUGGCAAGGGAAUGGAAGGAGCAGUCCAAGAUUGCCAACAAGAUAAUCAGAAAGGAUAUAGAUAAUAUUGACAAAGCAAACAAAACGGCAGACUCCAACCAGGACCACCUCAAGGUGCAGGCAGAGCGCCUCUCUGAAUACAACAAACGUGCCUGUAACUUCUGGAUAUGGAUCAUGAUCAUCUUUGUUUGUUUUAUGUUCAUUAACCACUACUCAUCAAUGUCAGCACUGCCCAUCCACGAGUGCGGCAGCAGUGUGAACGAGAUGUCAGAGACCAAAAUGUAA
Messenger RNA from Scylla paramamosain (green mud crab), 732 nucleotides. It is a transcript of the gene Use1, whose product is annotated as vesicle transport protein USE1-like. Gene Ontology annotation, cellular component: SNARE complex; endoplasmic reticulum. Lineage: Eukaryota; Metazoa; Arthropoda; Malacostraca; Decapoda; Portunidae. The record is from RefSeq and is a predicted model, not a curated record. The transcript has 7 exons. Gene Ontology annotation, biological process: retrograde vesicle-mediated transport, Golgi to endoplasmic reticulum. The coding region runs from base 1 to 732 and encodes 243 amino acids. Gene Ontology annotation, molecular function: SNAP receptor activity.